Messenger RNA from Sphaerodactylus townsendi, 1514 nucleotides. RefSeq names its product sorting nexin 22 (gene SNX22). The record is from RefSeq and is a predicted model, not a curated record. The transcript has 7 exons. The coding region runs from base 8 to 649 and encodes 213 amino acids. Gene Ontology annotation, molecular function: phosphatidylinositol phosphate binding. Lineage: Eukaryota; Metazoa; Chordata; Lepidosauria; Squamata; Sphaerodactylidae.
GCAAGGAAUGGACUCCUCCGGCGAGGGGCGGGGCGGCCGCAGCGGGGAGCCGAGCAUGAAGCUGUCGGUGGCGGUGCCGUCGGUGGGGCUGCGGGCGGCCGACCUGGACCGGAGCGCGGACCGGGCGGCGCACACGGUGUUCAAGGUGGAUGUCUUCUUCAACGGACGGAAGCACUCCUUGGAGAAGCGCUACAGCGAGUUCCACGCCCUUCAUAAGAGGAUCAAGAAGAGGUGCAAAGUCCCCGAUUUCCCCCCCAAGCGUGUGCCCAACUGGAUGGCGAAGGUGAUGGAGCAGAGGCGCCAGGGUCUGGAAGCCUACCUGCAGGGAAUCUUGUUGUACAACACGGAGCUCCCCAGGGAUCUGCUGGACUUCCUGAAGCUCUGGCACUUCCAGCAAGACCCUGAGGCAUGCUCCCUGGGGGACUUGGCUUUGCAGGAUGUCAGCCUCAGUUACCUGCUCUCCCAUCGGCCAGUCAUAAGCUACCACAGGGACCCAUACGUGCUCCCGUCUUAUACAGAUCUCCUUCCCAACGUUAUUCUAAGUGGGGUGCUGCGGGGCCUCUAUGCACCUGAGACGGGCUUCAGUCUGGAUGCGAAAAUCUUAGCAGGACCCGACCAGGUGUUGCCUCGAGCUGUGUCACUCCCUUGAUGUCAUUUGUGCUCCUUUGGGACCGUUCUAGAAAACACAUAAACCGGACACACCUUGUCCCCUCAGAAGGGGCCACGCCCUGGGUACCCACACAUCUGCUUUAAGGGAGAAGGGCACGUCUCUCAUGUGCUGCGCGUAAGUGGCUUUUUCUGUGGCACGGAGACAAAGACAGACAAUGCACCUUGUCACUUUCAGGAGGAGGAAGAUACGUUCAUGCUACCCAAGUCUUCAGUUAAAGAGCUUCUUGGAAAGGCUUUCGGAGCCGACAGCUGAUUUAGACCAAGGCCCAGCCCACUGGAUCGCACAGGAAAGGGAUUGAAGAUAAGGGGACUCGGUCACAAGCCGUGUGGGCCUGGAGAAACCUGUGGCUAAUCGGGCCACGUUGCUGCCAAGACGCAGUUCAUCUUUAUGUGCACAGUGUGUUUCCUACCCUGCGCAGUACUCGCACACCGCUGGAACCCAUAAUAGAAGGUUGAGCGGUGCAAACUUUUUAAACAAUGCAUUGGUGAAAACCUUUUAAAUGUAAUACAGGUGGUCUGCACCUGCCAGAAAGGUGCAGGCUUUUCUGGGAGAACAUGCGAGGGUAAGCACCUUUUCCACACGAAUACAAGGCUCUUUGUCAUGUGACUCACGGCAGCCACUAGCAUUUCUGCUUCCUAGGUAGUACGCUACGUCACGUUUUUAAUCGGAAGGGCUGUGUAAUAAAAGUGCUUGAAUUGGAAAAAAAUGGUAGUUAGUGGAAACGAUUCAAGUUUAACCCCUAAGUCUGUGCAAAUAUGAGCUGCUGCUGUCAGACUGGGCUUCUGGUGUUCCCAGCAUUUCUUCUUUUCUCAAGGGCUGCAUGGAAAAUAAAUUUCAGAGAGGA